Ipomoea nil (Japanese morning glory) is the source of this 824-nucleotide messenger RNA. RefSeq lists its product as uncharacterized. Bases 83 to 676 code for a protein of 197 amino acids. The transcript has 2 exons. NCBI's taxonomy places the organism in Eukaryota, Viridiplantae, Streptophyta, Magnoliopsida, Solanales, Convolvulaceae. Gene Ontology annotation, cellular component: plastid. The record is from RefSeq and is a predicted model, not a curated record.
ACCCAAAAGCACGAAUUGGUGCUGUACUACCGUGGCAUAUACUUGCACACGUUAAAGCUUAAAGAUUGAAACUUUAUGACCUAUGGCCAAACCGCCGGAGUCACCGCCGACAGAUGCCAACGAGUAUUCACCGGCCAAUACUCUCGUUCCGUUCGAGCGCCCGGUUCCGUUGCUCCGAGGACCAAUCCGGACCGACCCGAAGGAUGACCCAAGCGCCGGCCAAUUCACUCUGGCAUUCAAAGACCCAGUUUCAUGGGCAUCCGCUUACCGGGCCUGCGAGAACCAAAUCAUUCAACAAUGCGAGGCCGGAGCCAGAAUCGGCUGCUCCGUCGCCGCUUCCCAGAGAUGCCAACCCCCCUGGUGGAAAUUCCUCUUCGGCGGCGGCGCAUCCAAGCAGGAAUUCGCAGAGAGGCAAAAAUGCGAAGAACGAGAAAUGGAGGGUUGCCUUAGUGAGGCCAAGGAGAGAUGCUCCGGUUACGCGAAGGAGAAGUGUUCGCGGGCGUUUCUCGAUGCGAGGAUUGCCGUCAAAGCUUCGGAAAAUCCAAACUUGAACUGGAGAGAAGCAUCGAAGUUAAUAUCUUGUGUAAACUUAGCUGAGAAGAAUUUGGGAGCUGAUUUAUUGGGUCCUGAUUCUGCAAAUAUUGAUGAUUUUUUGAAAACCCAAUUCCAGAUAUAGCAAUUAAGAUGAAGUGCACACAGUUUUGGAGUAAAAUUGAUAGAUGUAAUCACUCUGGAAUAGAAAAGACUUUUUCUUUGAAAGGGUAGCCCCUAUUUCUCAAGUUUCAAUCUUUCAUUGAAGUACUGUUGCACUUUUUAUUGGAUUA